Macroventuria anomochaeta is the source of this 1375-nucleotide messenger RNA. RefSeq lists its product as uncharacterized. The transcript has 2 exons. The coding region runs from base 322 to 1350 and encodes 342 amino acids. The record is from RefSeq and is a predicted model, not a curated record. Lineage: Eukaryota; Fungi; Ascomycota; Dothideomycetes; Pleosporales; Didymellaceae.
GAUAGAUAGGGUCUGAGAUGUUUGAAGAGAAUGAACAGUGGUCAAACGUAGACAUGUGAUCUGGUUCCCGUCCUAAAUGCCUCGUGCAACCUGGCCUAUAACAUGCCGACAUAGUCACGUUACAAGGUGACCUCUACGAGCUUGACCUCGAGGAAGUCAGCAUAUCUUCCAAAGACGUGCUUGUGCGACGACGACCGAAAGCCGAGCCGUCUUCUCCGAUACCUCCGAGCUCAAUGCGCGUCAUCACAUCGCGGAAGCCUUCCGAGCAUCUGAUAAUUUCCCCAGACUUUCAACUCAACUUCCAAACUCUAACACCACACCAUGUCUGUGGCUUUGUUACACCUGUCAAAGGCUCGAGCACCUUGUAUACGUGCUCUUCGGUCAUACUCGACCACGAUUUCACGCUUCCAAGCGCCCAUCCAGUCCAUAUCCUACACAGAAUCAUGCCCAUCGCCAACAUGCGCAUGCGCCCCCGCGCCUUCCAACCUCGACAUUGACCGCAAGACACCACUGCUUAAUACCAUGGCGCCGUAUACUGAGCAGGUGCUCUUGUGCACAGGGAAAGAGGAUUGGACGAGCAACCUUGAGGACGACGAGGGCGCCACAGCGGAUUUCGUGAAAGGACUGAAGGGCGUGAUAGGGAAGGGAGGCGAGGCGUUUGAUCCGUUCACCAACGUCUUGAUUACUGCGAGUUCAUUACCGGCGACUGAAACUCCCAACUCCACAACAGCAUACCUAUUGCCAAGCUUCCAGCGCAUAAACGCGAUACCGCACACCCCAACUGCCUUCUCCGCAUUCGCAACUGCAUACCUCAAAGCUCCAAAGCUACACCCCAUGCACGAUGGCCUCUCGCCCACCCAAAAAGCCGCCUUAACACGCGACACAUCGAAAGCCACUCUCCUACCCACGCCCGAACCCAUCACCAAGCCUACAAUACUGAUUUGCGGACACGGCGGCCGCGAUCAACGGUGCGGCAUCCUCGGUCCCAUUCUGCAAAGCUCUUUCCGCAAAGAAUUCGAAAAGAGGGGGAUAGAAGCAGAAGUCGCGCAAAUCAGUCAUAUUGGAGGGCACAAGUACGCUGGCAAUGUCAUUAUAUACCUACCUCCGAGUUUGGAGGGGAAUGCGUUGAGGGGGAGUGGGAUAUGGUAUGGGAGGGUGGGACCGGAGCAUGUCGAGGGUGUGGUUGAAGAGACGGUGAUAAAGGGGAGGAUUGUGGGGGAGUUACUGAGAGGUGGUGUGACGAAGGCUGGAGGGAAUAUCGGGCGGAUCGUUGAGGCUCAACUAAAGGCAGAGAGAGGUGAGGACGAAGGGACGGGGAGGUUGAGGCUCAGGCCCCGGGCGAGGGCUUAACAAGAUAUUCAGAGGGUGAGGCUGA